Messenger RNA from Rhipicephalus sanguineus (brown dog tick), 2031 nucleotides. Its product is annotated as WAS/WASL-interacting protein family member 1. Bases 341 to 1792 code for a protein of 483 amino acids. Lineage: Eukaryota; Metazoa; Arthropoda; Arachnida; Ixodida; Ixodidae. Gene Ontology annotation, molecular function: actin binding. The record is from RefSeq and is a predicted model, not a curated record. The transcript is spliced from 7 exons.
CAGUCCACAAGGGGGCUUCGCACUGGCCUUCUGCUUCAGAUUUGUUAACAUUAAUUAUACACAACUGCGCCUCGCAUAUGUUUGUGUUACUUACGCGAAGGUUAGAGCUUCAAUUUUUGCUAAAGUUACGCUAACUGCGAUAUGACGGCUUUUUCAUCCGUUUAGCCGUGACGCCGUGUGACCCAGCUUUAGUAGGCGUAAGCGGCCAUUUUAUCAUCGGGGUGUUUUCCUUUUUCGCGGAAAGUUGGUCACCACCGACUCAUCGCGGCCGAAAUGACAUAACGAUAAGGUGCACGCGUUAGCAUGAGUUUUUAGUUGCGUGACAGCCACUGCCAGUGCCAUGCCUCCACCACCACCACCUCCCCCGCCCCUGAUGGGGGGACUGGGACCGCCAAAGCUUGGGAACACGGCAGCCACACCGGACCGGUCUGCCCUGCUGUCACAGAUUCGUGGCGGUGCUACAUUAAAGAAAGCGGUUACCAAUGAUCGCAGUGCACCUAUAAUUGAUGGUGCCAAAAAAGGAGGUUCAUCGUCAUCAUCAUCAAAUGGCUCUGGAAAGCUGGGUGCCCCUCCCGGGUUGGCAGGGCUUUUUGCAGGAGGCAUGCCGAGGUUACGACCUACAGGAAAUGUAUCAUCUGGGACAGGACAGCUAUUUGCUUCAGGGACCAGUGCACAUUCUUCCGGUCCUCGACAAGGCUUUUCUUCUAGUCCUGCUGUGGGUGGCUCGCACAAGCCCGCUGCCCAGCCGCCGCUGCCCAGUGAAACGCCACCAGUGCGCCGUGCGGCCCCCUCUCCCUUCCCCGCCGACGUGAGCCCUCGCGGCCCACCUCCCGCCCCUCCCCCGUCGAGCCACAAACCCAACCUGAAUGCCGUGGCCCCUGCAGUAGACUCCGCCCCGGCGGCUGGCCGCAGCAGGACGGGCCCUCCGCUCCCGAGCAAACCCCCGGGGGUGACAAGGUCCGCCUCCCAGUCGAGCCUCGGGGGAGGAGCCAAGCAGCGACCGCUGCGUGCACCCGCCGUCAAGCCCCCACCACCACCCAAGAGCCCCGCGGUGGUCACCACGGCAGUGAGCGUCGCAGCUUCCAAGUUUGGCACCAUGGGACCAUCUCAUCACAGCAACCGGUUGGCAGUACCUGGUGCCGCCCCUCCUUUGGCCCGUAGGCAGAGCUUCGGUGCUCCGGACUCGCGGGAUGGUGAGGCUCCGGUGCCCCAGCUCAAGCCAACGGGUCCUCCACCCCCUCCGCGCAAUGUCAGCGUGCCUAGCAACCUUCACCAGGCGCACAAGGCCCGUGCGGUCCCUCCCGCACCCCCUGCGCGUGGCCAGGCGCCCUCUGGGCGCCCACCGCCUCCGCCAAGGGGACGAGAGCCGCCUCCGCUGCCAACCAGCGCGCCUCCUCCCUUGCCCAGCACUGGGCCCCCUCCCUUGCCGACCAGCGCUCCGCCUCCUCUGCCUACUACUGCACCACCUCAGCUGCCCCAAAGGGGUGCCCCUCCCCAGCCACCUCACCAGACUGCGAAGCCCACCGCCUUGGUGGCCCCCACGAGGCCGUCACCCACACCCCCGCAGAGAAGCUCCUCGGUCAGGAACCCUGCCUCGGCCUCCUCUUCAGCAUUUGAAAGCCGCUUCAGGUUUAAUCCCAUUGACCAGAUGCCCGCACCUCACUAUGUUGCAACAAAGGAUAAAAGGUACCCUAGUAAAGCUGCGCAGAAGCAGAACCAUCAACGCCAGGCUCCCCUGCCCCCAAUGUCGCUGCACGCGAGUGGUUUUGUGGCCCACCAGACACCUGUCUGACCGCAGGCCAGGGGCCCCGGCGGGCACAGUGCGAGUCACAAACACCCAGACACCCUCCUUCACCUCUCGGGGGUUCGGGAAGCUCGACGUUACGUUGGUCCCGCUCUGUUGGACGCCGCAAGGACGGGGUACUGCAAGGAUGUCAAAGAACAAACGCACCCUGUAGCAGACAGUGCACACUGCUGGAAUUGCCACUUUUUGUUGUGACACCGUUUCUUCCUCCCCCCCGUUCUUGUGAA